Racocetra persica is the source of this 403-nucleotide messenger RNA. The record is from the annotation of a GenBank genome assembly. NCBI's taxonomy places the organism in Eukaryota, Fungi, Glomeromycota, Glomeromycetes, Diversisporales, Gigasporaceae.
UUUCUCAAAACAAUUGCCAGAAGUGUCAAAUAAUAAUUCACAAAUAAAUACAAUUAUCAAUGAAUUACUGAUUAUUAAUAAGAAAGUUAGUCUUUUAAUUAAUGGUUCUAAUAAUGUAGGAAAUCAAAUUAAUCAUCUGAAAGCAAUUAAAAUUAAUCCAAAAGAAUUAAAUAAACUUCUAUACGAAGAAAUAAAACUUUGUACUGAAAAAUCUAUAGUGAGAAAAUUAUAUCAAGGAAAUAAUGUUGCAUGCAAAUCUACAAAUAUUGUAAAUGGAAUAUCUUUAAAUCAAAGAAUUCAGGCGCAACUUGUAAUUUUAGAAAAAUUAAAGGAGUAUCCAAAUAUUUUAAAAUUUUAUGGGCUUUCUAAUUUAGAUGACAAUCAAGUGAUGGUGUUUGAAUAG